AUGCAAUCUCAAAGCGACAUGUCUGAUCAAAACAAGUUUCCCGCAUCUCCAAAUCAGUGUGCCCCCGCUUCUCCCAUUGACAGGCAGCAUACAACUACUGACCAUUCCGCGAUUUACCCAACUGAACCGUGCCACAAGACUGCUCAAAAGUUGGGCCUACUUUCUCCUAAAACCCGGCCCACUUCGUAUACACCGUACAGGUGUGCACCUGCAGAAGCAGCUUGCCAUGCAUCUUCAAACAUGUAUUCACCACGAUCAGGGCCCCCCUGCAUUUCACAGAACAGAGAAUUGAAUCUCCCAUCUCCAGCUGAAGAUCCAUUAAGGCUGUUUUCGCCAGAUCCGCACCACAUCAAUGGAUAUCAUAGCCACUUUGAGCCAUUCAAAUAUCCGCGGCAAAUUUCCCAUCAAACCCUUCCAAACUUCAUCCAGCCUGGCAGGUUUCCUCCUGCGGUUCCCACAUUCCCCGCAUCUGGCGCAACACAGCCAGACCACUAUUAUCCCAACGAUGCCAGAACAUACCGUUCAUCGAAACAGGGUCGUAAUAGGUGA
Mitosporidium daphniae is the source of this 549-nucleotide messenger RNA. RefSeq lists its product as uncharacterized. Bases 1 to 549 code for a protein of 182 amino acids. The record is from RefSeq and is a predicted model, not a curated record. Lineage: Eukaryota; Fungi; Microsporidia. The transcript has a single exon.